Molecule: messenger RNA, 1837 nt
Organism: Pyrus x bretschneideri (Chinese white pear)
Lineage: Eukaryota; Viridiplantae; Streptophyta; Magnoliopsida; Rosales; Rosaceae
Product: NADPH-dependent aldo-keto reductase, chloroplastic-like
Exons: 8
Coding region: 694-1647 (317 amino acids)
Cellular component (GO): cytosol
Molecular function (GO): aldose reductase (NADPH) activity
Source: RefSeq, a predicted model, not a curated record
GGCACACAAUUUUUUGUUGACAGAAGCCUAUAAAUUGUCAAAGCAGAAUUGGUUAAUGGUUUUUUUUUAUUUUUUGUAUGGAAUGUAAUUGUCCAUAAAUUGUCACUGAUCUUUAGUCAUGUGUCACACACGAGAAGGACUUCUGUAAAACGAUGGCAGUGAAUCAAUUUCAUUUAAGUUUCUCUUAUUACACACAUAAUUUGUGUUUUUUGGUUAUCAUUGUCUGUCAACCGGUUUUAUCUCUCAGGAUCUUCCAAUUUCUAAGACUAAAUUAUCCAAUGUUGGAACUAUUGAUUUAGAAAUUAGUCUCUACUUUGGAGAAAAACUUCGCUACUAGCGUCUGAACUUCACAUGUUGUCUGGCCGCGCACACAAAACACCCUCGAUGUCACUCCGUUUUCAUGUCUCACACACUGAUUCGUGGUACCUACCCUUUGAGUCUACGACCGUAGUGCCGCAGCCUCGCCAAACACUCUCCCCUCUACGCGGAUGCUAUUUGCACCACAUGGCACUUUGUAGUGAUACAAAAUAUAUGCACGAAAUGCAAUUUUCUUCUAAUUUGAGGUCAAUUUUCUUUGUUUUACGGUUAGGGAGUCAUGAAAGAUCCUAAUUUUUUGCCGUCAAAAUCUGUCUAACGCAUAUAUCUUGUGCAUCGUACUCCUAGAAAAAAUUUCGACAUAGCUGUGCGUAGAAGAUGGGCGAAAACAAAUCCGAAACUUUGUAUUUUGAUCUGAAUACGGGAGCUAAGAUCCCAUCUGUUGGUCUUGGAACAUGGAAGGCUGAAACAGGUGUGGUCGGUCAAGCUGUCAUCGCUGCAGUCAAGACUGGCUACAGGCAUAUUGACUGUGCAUCAGUCUACGGAAACGAAAAAGAGGUAGGAGUGGCAUUGAAGGAACUAUUUUCAACUGGCGUAGUACAGCGUAGCGAACUCUUUAUUACAUCUAAGUUAUGGUGCAGUGACCAUGCCCCUGAAGACGUAUCUAAGGCACUGAGCAAGACUUUAGAAGAUCUGCAGCUUGAUUAUAUUGAUCUAUAUCUUAUACACUAUCCACUUCGUACAAAGCGAGGCUCAGUAGGUUUCGCUCCUGAAGUCAUGGUUCCAUUGUGCCUUCCAGAGACUUGGAAUGCAAUGGAGGGCCUGUACGCAUCUGGUCAGGCACGAGCAGUCGGGGUGAGCAACUACUCGUCUAAGAAGCUGCAGGACCUCCUUUCUUAUGCAAAAGUUCCACCUGCAGUAAAUCAAGUGGAGUGCCACCCUAUCUGGCAGCAACCGGCUCUUCACAAUUUGUGCAAAUCUGCUGGAAUUCAUCUGUCGGCAUAUUCUCCUCUGGGUUCUCCAGGGGUUUUGAUGAAGGGGGAAGUUCUGAAGGAUCCAGUACUGAAUGAAAUCGCCAAGAAACUUAACAAGUCAACCGCGCAAGUAUGUCUUCGUUGGGGCAUUCAGAGUGGACACAGCGUCCUUCCAAAGAGUGUAAAUGAAAGUAGGAUCAAGGAAAAUCUAAGCUUAUUCGACUGGUCCAUUCCCCCAGAGCUCUUCUUGAAAAUUUCGGGAAUCCACCAGCAAAGGCUCCUACGGGGUGAUUUCGUAGUCCAUGAGAGCUUGAGUCCUUAUAAAAGCGUUGAAGAACUGUGGGAUGGUGAAAUAUGACCUCUUUUAUUCAAUUUGAUCCGUACAAGUUUGUCGAUUUUCUUGCUUUCUCUGCCACAUUUCAGAUGGAAGAAACUGUAUUUUGUUGUCUGCGAUCUGCUUUUAUAAUCCACUUUCUUAUUGACUAAAUUUAUUAAAUGUGAAUAAUGGCAUGCAUUGCAUGAGAGGGAAAAUAUUGUUUUCAUAAGCA